CACGGCGGUGUGAACCAGCUAGGGGGGGUGUUUGUCAACGGCAGACCCCUACCUGACGUGGUGAGGACACGGAUCGUAGAGCUCGCGCACCAAGGAGUGAGACCCUGUGACAUCUCGAGACAACUACGGGUCAGCCACGGCUGUGUCAGCAAAAUACUGGGCAGGUAAGACGGAGAAAAAACAACCAAUCAUGAGAAGGAAAGACGCAUUCUAAAAAAAAUGUUUGAACCUGUCCUGCAACUCUUAUCCCUACAUAUUGGCAGAUCCCAAAUAAAACAGAUUUGACCAAAAUAUAAUAAAACAUGGCUAAAAAAAGGGAGGAAACACGUCAGUAUAUUAGACACACGUAAUGAGGAGAUAGGAAACAAUAUCUGACUUAAUCCUAGCCAUCACGAGGAGAGGUACUGUGUCUGUACACAGUUAAACUGGCAUCCCCGUAAUUUAGGAUAUAUCAGAUUACAACUGAAUUGUACUGGGUUCGUGUCCGUACGACAUUUGAAUGUUUUUAAAAUAUUUUUCAGCUAUCAAAAGGAUUUUAAAAGGUAUUUGUUUUAUGCACUUGGAAUGUUUGUCUAAAUUAGUUAAAUAUCAACACUUGGUAGCAUGUCAUUUGAAAUUAAUUGCAUGUUUUCUUAAUCUUUUCUUAAUCUUUUGGCACAGAGAAUAAAGUUGGACACCAUUGUAAUGGGUUGUACCCGGAAGGAAUAGCUAAAUUGUUUGACCAUAAGUCUUUGCUGUUAUAUUUGGAUCCUACAACGAUUUUAAGUCACUCCACCUCACAUAUAUAUAAUAUAGCCUAGGCUAUGAAGUAUAUAUAAAGUUUACCUCAGACGACAAUGUGCACAUUUUGGAGAUGUUUACGGGUUAAAUGCCCUGUAGGCGUAACAAAGUAUUUUGGGGGCAUAAGGUGCAUAACACUCGAAAACAUCCACACAUCUAAUGAUAAUUGAAAUCAACUCUAGUCAAGAAAACGAAGAAUUGUCCAUCCAACAUAUAGCCUAGAUGUUUCAUGAUCGAUACGUUGUUGAUUAUUGUUGCAGAUACUACGAGACCGGCAGUAUAAAGCCAGGAGUUAUUGGGGGUUCCAAACCAAAAGUGGCGACUCCAAAGGUUGUGGAUAAAAUAGCGGACUACAAGCGCCAGAAUCCGACCAUGUUCGCGUGGGAAAUCAGAGACAGACUGUUAGCUGAGGGCGUCUGUGACAACGACACGGUUCCAAGCGUCUCGUCCAUUAACAGGUAAAUAAUAUUUCUUUAUUAAUAAUUACAUAACCAAUAAGCCUAUUCCUUUGAACGAAAACGUAAAAUAUUAAUAUGUCACCCUCAAACAUCUGGGAAAUAUAUACAAUCAUGAAAUUGGGAAACAUCCUUGCAAAUUUCAUCAAGAAAAUGGACAAAUGACAAUAAUAGCAGCAGUGAUUUCGUCUGUCCAUGUUAAGGCCUCAACGCCUAGCCUACGUUUUCCUUUUUCAGGAGCCUUUAUUAUAGACGGCAUUAUUUACAUCCGUUGGCUGUUAUACGGGGAGAGCAUUUUUAUGACUAUUUAACAGUAUGCCUAGGCUACAUUUAACUUGUGAGUGGUUAAAACACCUGCUUAGGCCUCAAAUUACGGGGGUCAAAUAUAUCUAAAGCAUCUUCAAAAUCCUCAUGAACUCUCAGGGUAUUGCUAUCAAUUUACGUUUUCCAUCUAUGAACUGCACUGCACUGCAGAGUUUGACAAACUUUUUCCUCCCAUCGCGGGUGGUCUCGACCGUGCAAUUCAAUCUUUCAGUCCAAACUCCCCCAGCAAUCAGCAGUAUAUCUAGGACGAAGUGAAUCUGUCUGGAUGAAAACCGAUCAAUAGGCCAAGCCGGUGACCAGAUCCCGCGUGGCACCGAAAGCCCAGCAAUUGUUCAAUACCAGCACAUCUAAUGUGUUGUAUAGGACAUUUUCUUUACAGAGUAGGCCUGUAGCUGGUUUGGUUUGAAGCUUUGUGGAGUCGUGCCGUCUAUUUCAAAACGAGUACCUGUAUGUAUAUAAAUCUUAUAUUUUUUCUCCGAUUUGCCUUUGGUAAAUGCAAUUGCGUUUUGUGUUAUUUGUCAUAUCGCUGUUACAGUUUGUAAAAUAGUGUGAUUGUUAUCUGCCAAAGCAUUAGGCCUAUAGUCAUUUAUUUGUCCAACCAGCCAAACAAAUAGGGGGAAGUGUAUUUUCACUAAAAACACGUGUUAUGAAUUCAUUAUCAAAUGACAUUUUAUGUACAUAAAUAUUCUGAAAACUUCCCCAAACAAAUAUAAUUUGGAGAGGAUCCCGCCUGCCACAAUGGGCAAGGUUGAGGUCAGAAGGUGUAUAUAUGGUUGAUAUGGAGAACUGUAUUAUAAUACCAUCACAUAUAGCCUUCACUUCUGUCAAAUAACAAGGAAACAUCAUGAUCACAAAGAGGACUUUUGAGUGCAUUGGUGAAACAGACCUGGGGUGAGAGAGAGAUAGCAGAGAGAGAGAGAGAGAGAGAGCAGAGAUAGCAUUGUGAGAGAGGGGAGGGGGAGAAAGAGACAGAGAGAGAGACCCCCUACCCGCCAGAGAUCCUUGGUGAUGAACUUUCGUUAAGAGGCAGUGUUCCAUAGAGGCAGCAUCAGCAUUACACUUUAAUGAGCUGACUGCAAAAAAAGAGCGUGGACAGACAGCCCCACACAAGACAUCUUUUAAAUAGAGAAAGAGCUGAAGAAAAAUUCAUUUCAUGCCUCGUGGUUGCUUAAAAAGGACCAUUUAAGCAGGCUCAGACACAUGUAUGUGAUAUAUUCACAAUGUACAUUCAUAUCAUUAAAAGACCCACCUAUAACGUUUUCAAUUAGAAUCAAAUUCAAUCUCGAUUUGCUAUUUUGAACUGAAAUAAGCCACUAUGUGUCUUUGUUAAUUAUGGGGGGAUAUUAAAAUGUGAAUAAAAAUAAAUGUAAUUCUAUUACCCAAAGAUGAGAGCUACUUUGAAUUUAUUUUAUUUCACAAUGCUGAAUAUUUCUCUUUGUGAAGUGAAGAACCUUUUAGAGGUUACAUUUUAAAUUUCAAUUAUUUUACACCUUAUUCUCACCCUGCUGCAACACACACACACACACACACACACACACACACACACACACACACACACACACACACACACACACACACACACACACACACACACACACACACACACACACACACACACACACACACACACACACACACGCCCUGCAUACAUACACACACACACACACACACACACACACACACACACACACACACACGCACACACACAUGCACGCAUGCAUAUACUCAAACACACAUGGUUUUAACCCAAGUUGGUCCAAUUAAAUAUUUUGACAGAAUAGUUGGAUAAUAAUUGUAUGAAACAUUUGUAUAAACCUGCUUUCUUGAGACCAUAAAGUCUGUUCUACAGUGAAAGGCUGAAUGCUAAGCAUGCAUCAGUAGGCUAUAUGCAUAGGAUUAUGAGUCAAUAACAGUUACAAACACGCUACACAUUCCCAGGAAGUGUGUUCUAAAAUGGUCUUCGAAACAUUGGUUGAGGUUCCAUCCAGUUCACCAUGUACGCAAUAGACCAGCAGUAACUUCGUAUUGGCUAGUAUAUCUGUAAACAAUAUAUCUGUAAACUUAUCUGUAAACAAGGUGAAUCACAGGAGCGUUGGCUAGUUUAGCACUUAUCUGUAAACAAGGUGAAUCACAGGAGCGUUGGCUGGUAUAGCACUUAUCUGUAAACAAGGUGAAUCACAGGAGCGUUGGCUGGUAUAGCACUUAUCUGUAAACAAGGUGAAUCACAGGAGCGUUGGCUGGUAUAGCACUUAUCUGUAAACAAGGUGAAUCACAGGAGCGUUGGCUGGUAUAGCACUUAUCUGUAAACAAGGUGAAUCACAGGAGCGUUGGCUGGUAUAGCACUUAUCUGUAAACAAGGUGAAUCCCAGGAGCGUUGGCUACUCUAAUGAAGCUUAGACAAAGGGAAGGACUGGGACUACUGACCGCUACUCUAAAGGGUUUUAUGGCCAAACAAAAGUGACCCCAGCCAGGACUGUUGACAUAAGAGGAUGUUCUAGGUUUAAACACUCUUCCCCUGCAUGCAUUAUUAACUGUUACAGAGAUCCUGUUGUACUUGGUGUCUGGCUGGACUGGGUCUGGGCCACCGCGCCACAAGGAAGAAAUUACCUCCCACAACAAGUAACGCUGCUAACGGCUACUAGACAUAAAAAAGGUCCUCAAUGGCGCUCAAUAAUAUUGAUUCAGAAGUAAAGCAAUUUUAAUAUUUCUUCAGGGGAUUUUCAGCAACAGCUAAGUCAUUAAUUCAUUCCUCCAAAUUGCUUAUUCGAUAUCAAGAACAUGUAUUCCAAAUAAAGUCUUUGGAUUUAUAUUGCACACAGAAGUCAGGGGGUCAAAUAACUGCUAUGGAGAGCAGUGAAAAAAUGCAAAUAAAAUAUUGAUAUGUGAUCUCUGGGAAGGCUAGUCAUUGUAUUGUAGCUUUGCCCUAAGGAGAGGUCUGACAGUGGUGGAUACUUUACUCCUUGAACCCCCCAAACAAUAUCAAUAUCACAGGCAUCUUAACAAUACAUAGUUGAAUAUCUUAGCCCUUUGAGUCUGCAGUCUACAACAUAAAUACUAGAUUUGAGGGGUUUAAAUUAAAAUCAUGACGAGUCUAUUGACGCACCCGUGCAUCAAUCUAAGUAACAUAAUAAUACAAAAAUCCCCAUCAAAAUCCAUCAGUUUAAGCUAGAGAUAUCUUUCUUUUUUUUAGCAUGGGCUGCGUCUCAAUCCUCCACAUCCACCUAUGUCGGCCUUCCGCGUCAGCGGUGGUUGGUGGCCGUGCUACAGCGGUGUUUGUCAGACCAUGAGACAUCCCGAAAAAAUCGGUCUUCUCACGAAUAAGUCUGUAGCGUCCCGAAUGGUUUAGCCUACAAACUAAUAUGAACGCUCUAUGGAAAGAUGAGAUUCUCACCAACACGAUGAUAUUCUCAAUUUUACGACCUCCACAAGUGUCAUGGGACUCUCGUCUGACGGUAACUUGGUACCGGUUUUAAAAAAUGAAUGGAGUUAUGGAGGUAGUUUUGUGCCAACCAAAAAAAAAAAGGGGUUAAAUAUGUGUCCACUAUUUCCUGAGCUUUCUGAUAUCUACUAUAUAUAGGACAGACACUUCAAAACCUUAUUCCUUAUGAUAAAUGUUUUGACUGUCUGUUUUGCCAUUUAUGAAUGUGUUGUUCAAUGCGUUUCUAUGGGCUUUAGUAGUAAAGGCCAAAUUCAAUAAUUGUUAAAUAUAUUUUUUUAAACCCCGCCCCCAAAGGCUUAGACUUUUAGUUAACGUCUAAAAUACUGUAGAUGGUGUAAAUUGCUAAAUUGUUCAGUUUCAGGCCAAGCGGUUCAAUUUGUAACAUUAUCUAAUAAAAUAGAGGCCUUAAAUAACAAUACUCUUUUUGUUAAUAAAAUACAAAGAAACCUCCAAUUCACAACAACAGAGCUGUGUUAAGGAUUAGGAAACCAACCAAACGUGAACUGGGAUACGUGCCAUUAUUCAUCCUCAAAGUCCUUACUCCACCUUUUACGCUCCGCCCGUGUUCUAAAAUAGGAACACACCACGUCAUACAUGAUAAAUAGUUUUAAAGUUUACACAUUACAAUGACAGCUCCCUCUUCCCCACGGUGCCAGUCAGUUUAAAGGAAUCUAAUGCUGGCGUAAGCUUGUGCAAGGCAAUAAGGAAAUAUUGCUUUCCUGUCACAUAUAAUUUAUAGCUUUCUAUUUGCAUCUGUUUGGGCCUGUGACUAAUCCCCAACUUUUUCUCCCCAAGCCCUCGAUCAAUAGACCCUCGUCCACACUGGGGUUGGCAAUGGGGGGCUGCUGCUGCUGAAGCUUUAGAGACCUGUCCCAAAUGGCACCCUAUUCCCUAUAUAGUGCACUACUUUUGACCAUGGCCCGUAGGGAUAUAGGGCUAUGGGUGCCAUAGGGCUCGGGUCAAAAGUAGUGCACAAAUGGGGAAUAGGGUGCCAUUUGGGACGCAGUCCUGGCCAAGCCAAGGACCAGCGGUCAGAGAGAGAGCCCUGUAAACCUUUACCGUGUGGGAGGGAGAGAGGGAAAGAAGGGAGGAAAGAGAGAGAAAGAGAGAAGGAGAGCUGAUUAGCUCAGGCCAGGUAGAACCAGUGAAGCCAAUCAUUGAGGUGAAUUGAUGUGAUUUCAUGCUUUGUUUGCAAGAUCACCUCUCAGAGCAGAAGUGGAAUGAAGACUUUUCUUCUCUAUAUCUCACCUUUUAAAGGUACAGUAGGUUUUAUAACACGUAGGCACUGCUGUUUCUACAUCUGGAGUUUGGAUUGGAUUGGAUCCUUACUACUGACAUCUCACUCAGACACAAAGCACUAUGGGUCCUGGUCUCACUCAGACACAAAGCACUAUGGGUCCUGGUCUCACUCAGACACAUAGCACUAUGGGUCCUGGUCUCACUCAGACACAUAGCACUAUGGGUCCUGGUAAAACAUAGUGCACUAUAUAUAGGGAAUAUAGUCCAACAUCUAUUCAACAACAUCCAAUCUGUGAUUGGAAGAGGUUUAGGUUGCAAAAAAAAAAACAAGUUAACCACAGACCAUUCUGGCCCUUCAUUCACGGCAAUGUUCAAAUGAUGCUGUAUUGUGUAAAAAGCCAGUCAACUGAUCCAAGAGAAGGAGGCAGUACUGACACCCUCUUGCCAGUCAACUGAUCCAAGAGAAGGAGGCAGCACUGACGCCAUCUUGCCAGUCAACUGAUCCAAGAGAAGGAGGCAGCACUGACGCCAUCUUGCCAGUCAGCUGAUCCAAGAGAAGGAGGCAGUACUGACACCAUCUUGCCAGUCAACUGAUCCAAGAGAAGGAGGCAGCACUGACGCCAUCUUGCCAGUCAACUGAUCCAAGAGAAGGAGGCAGUACUGACACCAUCUUUUCCUUCCUGUGAUCACAGGAUAAUACGAACAAAAGUCCAGCAGCCUUUCCACCCCUCUCCAGAUGGAACAUCCCUGUCUGCACCAGGCCACACCAUGGGUAAGAUCUAUCAUAACCCUAACCCUUACACCAGGCCACACCAUGGGUAAGAUCUAUCAUAACCCUAACCCUUACCUGCCCUAACCCUUAUAACAGGCCACACCAUGGGUAAGAUCUAUCAUAACCCUAACCCUUACAACAGGCCACACCAUGGGUAAGAUCUAUCAUAACCCUAACCCUUACAACAGGCCACACCAUGGGUAAGAUCUAUCAUAACCCUAACCCUUACACCAGGCCACACCAUGGGUAAGAUCUAUCAUAACCCUAACCCUUACACCAGGCCACACCAUGGGUAAGAUCUAUCAUAACCCUAACCCUUACACCAGGCCACACCAUGGGUAAGAUCUAUCAUAACCCUAACCCUUACAACAGGCCACACCAUGGGUAAGAUCUAUCAUAACCCUAAUCCUUACAACCAGGCCACACCAUGGGUAAGAUCUAUCAUAACCCUAACCCUUACACCAGGCCACACCAUGGGUAAGAUCUAUCAUAACCCUAACCCUUACACCAGGCCACACCAUGGGUAAGAUCUAUCAUAACCCUAACCCUUACACCAGGCCACACCAUGGGUAAGAUCUAUCAUAACCCUAACCCUUACACCAGGCCACACCAUGGGUAAGAUCUAUCAUAACCCUAACCCUUACAACAGGCCACACCAUGGGUAAGAUCUAUCAUAACCCUAAUCCUUACACCAGGCCACACCAUGAGUAAGAUCUAUCAUAACCCUAACCCUUACAACAGGCCACACCAUGGGUAAGAUCUAUCAUAACCCUAACCCUUACAACAGGCCACACCAUGGGUAAGAUCUAUCAUAACCCUAACCCUAACCCUUACACCAGGCCACACCAUGGGUAAGAUCUAUCAUAACCCUAACCAUAACCCUUACACCAGGUCACACCAUGGGUAAGAUCUAUCAUAACCCUAACCCUAACUCUUACACCAGGCCACACCAUGGGUCAGAUCUAUCAUAACCCUAACCAUAACCCUUACACCAGGCCACACCAUGGGUAAGAUCUAUUAUAACCCUAACCCUUACACCAGGCUACACCAUGGGUAAGAUCUAUCAUAACCCUAACCCUUACACCAGGCCACACCAUGGGUAAGAUCUAUCAUAACCCUAACCCUAACCCUUACACCAGGCCACACCAUGGGUAAGAUCUAUCAUAACCCUAAUCCUAACCCUUACACCAGGCCACACCAUGGGUAAGAUCUAUCAUAACCCUAACCAUAACCCUUACACCAGGCCACACCAUGAGUAAGAUAUAUCAUAACCAUAACCCUUACACCAGGCCACACCAUGAGUAAGAUCUAUCAUAAUCCCAACCCAUGUUAAUCGCCUUGUCUCCAUUGAAAAAUAGGUAUUUUCUACUCAACUGAACAACCUGUCAAAAUAAUAAUAUUAUAUACCAUUUAGUAGAUGCUUACAUCCAAAGCAACUUACAGUAGGCUACUGCGUGCAUACAUGUUCUUAUGGGUGUCCUGGGAAUCGAACCCACGAUCCUGCAAGUGCCAUGCUCUACUGACUGAGCUACACAGGACCACAAAAUGAAGGUUAAAUAAUAAUUAUAAAAUGUCUCUUUUCCCUCAGUACCGAGCCAGGCCUCUCCACCUGUAACAAGCCCUUCCAAUGACCCUGUGGGGUCCUACUCCAUCAACGGCAUCCUGGGUAUUCCCCGGUCAAACGGCGAGAAGAGAAAACGAGAUGAAGGUAAGAGAAGAGCCAGUCUCAUUCCUGAGAAUAGUAUCUGUCCCAGAAUGCUGUGGUGUUGUUGUCUGGCUCAGAGCACCUUGAUGUUGUCUGACUCAGAGCACCUUGAUGUUUUC
This is a messenger RNA of Coregonus sp. 'balchen', 8833 nucleotides long. Lineage: Eukaryota; Metazoa; Chordata; Actinopteri; Salmoniformes; Salmonidae. The record is from the annotation of a GenBank genome assembly.